Vespula pensylvanica (western yellowjacket) is the source of this 1631-nucleotide messenger RNA. RefSeq lists its product as uncharacterized. The coding region runs from base 597 to 1580 and encodes 327 amino acids. The transcript is spliced from 6 exons. The record is from RefSeq and is a predicted model, not a curated record. Lineage: Eukaryota; Metazoa; Arthropoda; Insecta; Hymenoptera; Vespidae.
CGCUGUUCAUAGCUCGUUUAGCUUUCGUCGAGUGUACAUACAUAGAUAGAUACAUACGAGACCAUACAUACCUACGUAAUUUCGAGCGAGAGACAAAAUAACGAGACGGUAGAAGAAGGAGUAUAGACUGGCAACGCAGUAACCGAUUGGAAACUUUCGAGAGAACAUCGAGCGCGUUUGCUAUAUCGUAAUACGUUACAAGAAUCGAAAACUCGUAGGAAAUCCUUUUUUCUUUUUCUCGUUGUCCUUCUAUUUGUUUUUCUUUUUUUUUUUUCUUUUUCCAUUUCCUCUCUUCGACAUCUCAUAUACGAACGACCUCUACGAGUAAAGACAUUCAUUCAGUCGAUAUUCUCGCUCACACGCGAACGGAUCGUCGGAGAAUAAAAUAUUUUUAUUUUCGUGUCUCUUCGUUGUUACGUCGCGUGAUAAUAAUAAAAGAUAACAAAAAAAAAAAAAAAAGAAAAAGAAAAAGAAAAAGAAAUAAAAAGAGCAAGCAAGUAUUCUGUAUUUUCGAUAAAAAUCUUCAUGAGAUUGAUUUUAUUGAUAUAUCAAAUAUCAACGUGUGAUAACAGACCUAAAAGCAGUUUUAUUUAAUCAUGCGAUUGAUAACGACCGAUAGAUUAUACUUUAUUUUGACAUUAUGGAUAUGGAUCAUCACCGAUCAAGCCCUAGGACAACAACCCAACGAAUCUGUACCUUCUGUUAUCUUAGGUGGCAUUGGUAAUGUCGCUUCCAGUGCUACAAAUUUUCUAUCCGGAGUCGUGCAACGACAGAAAGACCUGUUGCAUCGCGUGACCGACACCGCCACAGAUUACAUCGUCAGUGCGGUGGAAAGACCAAGGAUUUUAUUGAUCAAUGCAACGAGAGCCACAACGGGAAUUAUCGACAGUGCAGCGUCGAAGGGACUCGAAUUCAAGCUUCGAAGAUUCAUCGAGAAGUUACGUUCGCGAAUGCGUUACGGUAUACCAGAAUUGGAUAUACCACCGCUCGAACCAUUUCAUCUCGAUGGAGUUCGCAUCGACACCGAUAAUCCAGAAAUUGGAAACAUCAGUGCCAUUAUCACCGACUUAACGGUUUACGGAUUAUCAACGUUCAUUAUCGAAAGUGCGAAACUCUCUUUGAUCGGUCCAAGCAUAUCCGUAAAUCUUUUGUUUCCGGAACUGUAUGCAACCGGUGAUUACAACGUAUCCGGUAUACUCGGCGACAUGUUUACGAUAUUUGGUUCUGGCCCUUUCAAAGCAACGAUCUACGAGUUUCGUUUACAAUUUACAGUUGUAUUGGGUUACUCGAGGGGUUUGUAUAUAAAAGAUUUCGAUCUCGACUUCGCGUUGACGUCCGUCUUGUUCGAUAUUGAAAAUUUUAUGGGAGGUGACGAGGUUGGAAGGAUCAUGAACAAGGUCUUUCAAGAACUCACUCCGCAGGUAGUGGAAAUCAUUAAGCCGGACAUACUUCCAGGAAUCAAGAGUUACGUGGCGAGCAGAGCCAACGAAACUAUCCAACAUUUGACCAUGAGAGACUUGUUUAAUAUUCUCUUGGGAGAAAACGAAAUUCGAGAUAUCGCUCAUUUAAUCAUACCGUGAUAUAUAUGUGUAUAUAUAUAUAUAUAUAUGUGUAUGUAUAUAUAUACAUAU